AUGGCAGAAGGGGGCCCACCAGCAGCUGCAGCAGCUUCUUCUUCUUACACAGGCGAUGACGUUAAUCAAGAAUAUUUCGCGAGUUUAAUUGAGAUGGGAAUUCACCGGGAUGAAGCUAGACAGGUUCUUUGUUCACAAAUUUUGGUCCCUUCCCAACAUAUGAUUUCUGUUUUUCAGGCGUUGAGACUUGUUAAUAAUCGAAGUUUGGAAGAAGCAUUGGCUAUUGUUUUAGGUGAUCCAUCCCUAAUUCCUCCAAAAUCUUCAACAUCAACUAGUGGAGCGUGCAUAGAACAAGCCACUGAAACACCUUACGAGUCGAAUGUAAUACCAACGGAUCCAGAUACAACUGAUGCAAACAUGUUCACUUAUAAAAUGUUAUUCGUUGUAAAUGGCUCUCUUCCUAUGAGUUCAGGCAAACUUGCAGCGCAAGUGGCUCAUUCUGCAAUUGAUUUAUAUCAACAGAUUCUUAAUCGACGUUUGAUGGCUUUGAAUUUUUGGAGUAUAUCUGGACAAAAGAAAAUUGUCGUUCGUGCGAAUUCAGCAGAAGAAUUAUUGGAUAUUCAACAACGUGUGUCAGUUCAUAAAUCUGUUUUAACAUCGAUUAUUCAUGAUGCUGGCCGAACAGAGAUAGCAAGUGGAUCAAUCACAUGUCUCGGUAUUUUCGGCACAAAUGAUCAAUUAGAUCCAAUCACUGGUCACUUAAAAUUAAUGACGGACUGUUUGAGAUGUGGUGGAGGAAACAAUCAACAACAGAAAUCAAAGAAAAAUAAGAAAGAUGCAGAAGCAGCAUCGAAUUCAACACCAGAUGACACAUCGAACACAUCAUAA
This is a messenger RNA of Adineta ricciae, 828 nucleotides long. The record is from the annotation of a GenBank genome assembly. NCBI's taxonomy places the organism in Eukaryota, Metazoa, Rotifera, Eurotatoria, Adinetida, Adinetidae.